This is a messenger RNA of Syngnathoides biaculeatus (alligator pipefish), 1885 nucleotides long. RefSeq names its product activin A receptor, type 1 like (gene acvr1l). Gene Ontology annotation, molecular function: ATP binding; transforming growth factor beta receptor activity, type I; SMAD binding. The record is from RefSeq and is a predicted model, not a curated record. The transcript has 10 exons. Gene Ontology annotation, cellular component: plasma membrane; BMP receptor complex. Gene Ontology annotation, biological process: protein phosphorylation; transforming growth factor beta receptor signaling pathway; dorsal/ventral pattern formation. NCBI's taxonomy places the organism in Eukaryota, Metazoa, Chordata, Actinopteri, Syngnathiformes, Syngnathidae. Bases 62 to 1720 code for a protein of 552 amino acids.
GAGACGGGACCUGAUGAGGUAGAAGCCGUCAUUUGCGUGUGCUAGCCGCACUGGACGAAGCAUGGCCGCGAGGAGCGUCGGCAUCCCGCUGCUGCUGCUGGUGCUGCUCUCCCUGUGGGCCCGGUCCACAUCCGCCGAGAGCUCAGAGGGCCAGCAGCUGUGCCUUUGCGACAGUCCCAAGUGCCUGCAGGAGCAGUGCCGCGGCACGCGCUGCUUCUCGUCGGUGCGGGUGGGCUCCGGCGGCGUGGUGUUCGAGCGCGGCUGCCUGGAGGGUCCCAAGAAGACGCGGCUGCACUGCGCCACGGCGCCGUCCUCCCACCAGGCCAUCCGCUGCUGCUCGGGCCACCUGUGCAACGGCAACACCACCAGGAGCGCCGUCAUGGCCCUGCUGCCUUCAGCCCCGCAGGGCGAGCCGGUGGGCUACGGCGUGGGCACGCUGGCUCUCCUGGCGCUGGGCCCGGUGGCGGCGCUGGCGUUGCUGUCGGCGGCGGCGGCGCUGGCCUACAGGAGGCUCCACCGCGGACGCCUGCGCCGGCUGCAGGAGUUCGACACCGAGCAGGGCGCCGUGGACGGGCUCAUCACCCCCAACGCGGGGGACAGCACUUUAGCCGACCUGCUGGACCAUUCUUGCACAUCAGGAAGUGGGUCGGGCCUUCCUUUCCUGGUUCAGAGGACUGUUGCCAGGCAGAUUAGUCUGAUGGAGUGCGUCGGCAAAGGACGCUACGGCGAGGUGUGGCGAGGCCAGUGGCAGGGCGAGAACGUGGCCGUCAAGAUCUUCUCCUCCAGGGACGAAAAGUCCUGGUUCCGAGAGACCGAGAUCUACAACACGGUUCUCCUGAGGCAUGAAAAUAUCCUGGGUAGGCGCGACAGCAAAUCAAACACGAGAACGGGGACGUUCGAGAACCGGGGCCGCACCGCGAACCGUUACGUGGAAAGUCGUCACCCGCUCGACCAAAGGACGCCGACGCUUUCCCCGCGGGCAGGCUUCACGGCGUCCGACAUGACGUCGCGCAACUCCAGCACGCAGCUGUGGCUGAUCACGCACUACCACGAGAACGGCUCGCUCUACGACUACCUCCAGCGCGUGGCGGUGGAGACGUGCGAGGGGCUGGCCAUGGCGGCGUCGGCGGCCAGCGGCCUGGUCCACCUCCACACCGAGAUCCUGGGCACCGAGGGCAAGCCGGCCAUCGCCCACCGCGACCUGAAGAGCAAGAACAUCCUGGUGACCAAAGAGCUGCGCUGCUGCAUCGCCGACCUGGGUCUGGCGGUGACGCACUCCCAGGCCGAUAACCUGCUGGACGUGGGCAACAACCCCAAAGUGGGCACCAAGCGCUACAUGGCCCCCGAGGUGCUGGACGAGAGCAUCCAGGCGGGCUGCUUCGACGCCUUCAAGCGGGUGGACAUCUGGGCCUUCGGGCUGGUCCUGUGGGAGAUCGCCAGACGAACGUUCAGCAACGGUAUCGUAGAAGAGUACAAGCCUCCGUUCUACGACCAGGUGCCGAACGACCCGAGCUUCGAGGACAUGAGGAAGGUGGUCUGCGCCGAGCAGCAGCGGCCCUUCGUUCCCAAUCGCUGGUUCUCCGAUCCGACCCUGUCCGCUUUGGUGAAGCUGAUGAAAGAGUGCUGGUACCAGAACCCGUCGGCCCGGCUGACGGCGCUGCGCAUCAAGAAGACGCUGGAUAAGAUUCACAGCUCGCUGGACAAGGUGAAGGACUCUUGAAAAGUGGGGGGGGGGGCUUGGUGACGUCGUCUGUCUUCCUUUUCAAUCCCGUUGGUGGCCUUCUGGAGACUUUUUGGUUCUGACCCGCACGGAGGACCGUGGACAAUCGUGGCGAGAGGUGAUCGACGAGCAAAUAGCAGCGGAUGCGAAACGCUUAAAUGCUAC